This is a messenger RNA of Brachypodium distachyon (stiff brome), 1131 nucleotides long. Its product is annotated as ras-related protein Rab-2-B. The transcript has 6 exons. Gene Ontology annotation, cellular component: Golgi apparatus. Bases 187 to 819 code for a protein of 210 amino acids. Gene Ontology annotation, molecular function: GTPase activity; GTP binding. The record is from RefSeq and is a predicted model, not a curated record. NCBI's taxonomy places the organism in Eukaryota, Viridiplantae, Streptophyta, Magnoliopsida, Poales, Poaceae.
CCAUUCAUCAGCUAUCUCUCCGUUCACGUAACCGCGUCUGCUUCUUCUUCCUUCCCGUCCAGGUAAAAAAAAAAAAAAACCGAAUCCCCCACAAACAAACCCCCCUUUCUCGCGCACCGCCUCGCAGAGUCGCACCAACAAAUCCCCUGAACCCCAACGCGAGUUCCCGGCGGCGGAGCAGAGGAGAUGUCGUACGCCUACCUCUUCAAGUACAUCAUCAUCGGCGACACAGGUGUUGGCAAGUCGUGCCUGCUGCUGCAGUUCACCGACAAGCGGUUCCAGCCCGUCCAUGACCUCACCAUCGGCGUCGAGUUCGGCGCCCGGAUGAUCACCAUCGACAACAAGCCCAUCAAGCUCCAGAUUUGGGACACGGCAGGCCAAGAGUCAUUCAGAUCUAUAACUAGAUCAUACUACAGAGGAGCUGCUGGUGCUCUUUUGGUCUAUGACAUCACCAGGAGGGAAACUUUUAAUCAUCUCGCGAGCUGGCUGGAAGAUGCAAGGCAACAUGCAAAUGCUAACAUGACAAUAAUGCUAGUUGGGAACAAAUGUGAUCUAUCUCAUAGACGUGCCGUAAGCUAUGAGGAAGGUGAGCAGUUUGCAAAGGACAAUGGUCUGAUCUUUAUGGAAGCAUCUGCAAAAACCGCACAAAAUGUUGAGGAGGGUUUUGUCAAGACUGCUGGAGCAAUAUACAAGAAAAUACAGGAUGGUGUCUUUGAUGUAUCUAAUGAGUCUUACGGAAUCAAAGUUGGCUAUGUAGUCCCUGGCCAAUCUGGAGGUGCUGGUGCCUCAUCUUCCCAAGGUGGUGGCUGUUGCGGCUAAUGGAAUGGUGUACAAAAAAAUGCCUGUCAUGUUUCACAUCCCCAUUGCAUUAUUUCACGUUGCCCAGUGGAAAUGGUUACUCCAGGGUGCAUUGUUAUUUCGCGCACCUAUGGAAUAUGUCCCAGCGAACUAGUCAAUAGAUUGAGUUCUUUUAUGUCAGCUGUUCUUUAAACUGUACAAUCACUGUAAUCUAUCGGAUGCUUCCAGUUUCAUGCCAUUUAGCAUCCACGAAUAUAUCCAUAUGCAUGUGUAAUUAAAUAAGAAUGCAUGGUUUGAUGUGGUUAUUUAAAUCCUCUCAAAAGGUUCUUUUCA